CCGCAGCUUGACGGCGGUGUUUCCACCAAGCAGUUGAAGGAGAAACAGGCUUUUCAUUGUCGCGAAGACUGAGUUUACGGUUUAUUCUGUUACAUAGCCUGUUAUAUAAGUGUGUUGUUCGGUGUCUCGUCCAUCUUUUCCGGUGCCGACUCCCCCGCCGUUCGAACCGGAAUGGCCGAACCGAGCGGCAGAUAUCAGCAGCUGACCAACGAGGAGGACCGAGAGGGGAGUCCGGAGGUAGCAGCUGACGCGCCGCCGCCGUACAGCAGCGCCGCGGCGGACAAUGCCGCCUACUUUGACUACAAGGACGACGGGGCUUUCCGUCCGCCCAACGUGGCCUUCACGCUGCCUUCUUUCUACGACGAAGAAGACCAGAACCUGGUAACUGGGAGAGAUGAAGACUUUGUGACCAGAGACGACUUCGAGGACGCCGACCAGCUGAGGAUCGGAAACGACGGCAUCUUCAUGCUGACCUUCUUCAUGGCGUUCCUGUUCAACUGGAUCGGCUUCUUCAUGUCUUUCUGCGUGACCACCUCCGCCGCCGGCCGCUACGGGGCCAUCUCGGGCUUUGGCCUCUCCCUCAUCAAGUGGAUCUUCAUAGUCAGGUUCUCCACGUACUUCCCCGGUUACUUCGAUGGGCAGUACUGGCUGUGGUGGGUGUUCCUGGUGUUGGGCUUUUUGCUCUUCCUGCGAGGAUUCAUCAACUACGCCAGAAUCCGCAAGAUGGCCGACCCCUUGUCCACGCUGCCCCGCACCCGAGUGCUCUUCAUCUACUGAGCUCACAUCAGUCUUCGUCGUAGUCCUUUCCCUCUUUUCAGUGAAUCGUACUGUCUGAUUUGAUCCAAUCGCAACAGGAGAAGAGAACAUGCCCCCCCCCUCUGCUUGACAUGCUUCGGAUGAUGCAACUGUCGUCCCCCUUUGGUGUAAAACAGUCAAAUGCUGUAAACCCUUCAGUCGUUGGUGGUGAACCGUCAUGAUGUGAGUGUGAUGUAUAAAUGAAGGCCUUAUCUUCUGUUUCACCCUGUCGGCCGCAGCAGCGUGAGCUGUUCUCCCGUUGGCCACCAGGGGGCAGGCGUGUUUGUGUUUUUUCUUUUCUUUCAGAUGAUGUCAUGGUUCUAAGGCCAGGUCUUUUUUUGGGGGGGGGGGGGGGGUGAUUUACUCAGUGUAAAAAUAAUAUAAUUAAAGUAUCAGUUUAAUGUAAUUUUAACCCUUUUUGACUAAUGUGUCAUUCUAUUGAGAAAUAGAUAUAAAUCAGUUAAAAUGAGCGUGUUGUGGCCCCGUGAUCGGUUUACAACGAGGGAAGAAAAUGAUGGCGUUGCCAGAAGUGAUUUAUUAAAAACAAGAGAACAAGAA
This is a messenger RNA of Pseudoliparis swirei, 1353 nucleotides long. RefSeq names its product NEDD4 family-interacting protein 1-like. Gene Ontology annotation, cellular component: endoplasmic reticulum; perinuclear region of cytoplasm; Golgi apparatus. Gene Ontology annotation, biological process: ubiquitin-dependent protein catabolic process; positive regulation of protein ubiquitination; metal ion transport. Lineage: Eukaryota; Metazoa; Chordata; Actinopteri; Perciformes; Liparidae. Gene Ontology annotation, molecular function: WW domain binding. The record is from RefSeq and is a predicted model, not a curated record.